Fusarium venenatum is the source of this 1086-nucleotide messenger RNA. RefSeq lists its product as uncharacterized. Lineage: Eukaryota; Fungi; Ascomycota; Sordariomycetes; Hypocreales; Nectriaceae. The record is from RefSeq and is a predicted model, not a curated record. Gene Ontology annotation, molecular function: nucleotide binding.
AUGCCUACUCCUCUUGGACUUGCCGUCAUUGGCACAAAUUGGAUUACCAACUCGUUUAUACAAUCAUGUCACGAGAGUAAAUUGUUCCGCCUUAGAGCGGUAUACUCGAGGAAACUCGAUACUGCCAAGGGCUUCAUUACAGAAACUCCCUCCAUCGAAGAAACUUCGUCUGUGGAAGCAUACGACAACCUAGACUCCAUGCUCAACGACCGAGACAUCGACGUGGUCUACAUUGCGUCGCCAAACUCUCUACAUUACGAACAAGGCGUGAAGGCUUUGAAUGCUGGAAAACAUGUCAUCAUGGAGAAGCCUUUUGCUUCCAACAUGCGCGAGCUUGAGGCACUCUAUGAACUGGCUGAUUCCAGGGAUCUGUUCAUUCUAGAGGCCUAUCGCCAUAUCCAAGAGCCCAACUUUAAAACUUUACAAAGAUUGUUCGAUGAUGAGAAAGCGAGGACCAGAAAGUUUGGCAAGAUUUAUGGCGCCAGCCUUUCCAUGGCAGUCUACUCUCCACUGUUCGGCGAAAUGACUGAUACAAACAUUCCCAACGUGGUUUCUCCCAAAUUCAGCGGCGGUUGUUUGAUGGACAUGGGUGUCUAUCCCGUCACCUUUGCCAUUCGACUUUUUGGUGUACCUGCCUUUCAGACAUAUUUUCCCGUGAUGCUUGAAACAGGCGUCGAUGGUGGGGGCUUGAUCGUUUUUGAUUACACACCUGAGAUAUCCAAGCACAAGCAAAGAUUUACUCUGCAAGCUCGAACAAGUAAGCUUUACGAUUCACAUGCACCAACAGAGAUAUAUUGUGAGAAGGGGACUAUCUGCAUAGAGGGUAGUCAACCUUCGAAUGUGACAGAUAUCUGUACUAUGAAAUAUAUCCCUCGGGGAUCUCAAGAUGGAGAAGAGCUUGGGAAUACGAGUCCCGAAUACACUAACAUGUUGAACCUGACUUGGGAGGCUCAGGAACUUGGUCGAAUCAUCAACGAGGGAGACAGAGCAGCUGAAGGUGAUCUAAGGGUACUCAGCAGAAGUGUUCUCACUGUUGUGGAAGAUAUGCGGAACAAAAACGGUAUUGUAUUCGAUUGCGAGCGCUAG